CGGAAAAUUAGUUCAUCGCAUACCAAUUUAGUUAGUUCAAUAAUAAAAAUAUGGCAUUUCAAAAUGCUGUCAUCAAAGAUUCCGAUAUGGAUCGAUAUAUGCAAGAAGAGGCUGUGAAUGUCGCCGCAACUGGAAUGGAAAGACAUGAUGUCGAUAAAGAUAUGGCAUCACAUUUGAAGCAAUAUUUUAAUUUGAAAUAUGGCAGAUCAUGGCAUUGUAUUGUUGGAAAACAAUUUGGAAGUGAUGUUUCACAUGAAGAACAAGGUUUUUUAUACUUUUUUCUUGGUGACAGAUCAUUUCUUCUAUUUAAAUCAGGUUAAUGAAAAUGAUUUUAUCCAACUGCUUUUAUUAGUAUUAUUAUUACUAGUGUUAUUGUAAAUGAAAUUUUUUAUUUGAUGAAUACGCAAAAUUUUAUUAUGAAAAGAAGAUUAUUGUAUUGAACUUUUGAGUUUAACUCUCUAUAAUUUGAUGA
Messenger RNA from Schistosoma turkestanicum, 472 nucleotides. The record is from the annotation of a GenBank genome assembly. NCBI's taxonomy places the organism in Eukaryota, Metazoa, Platyhelminthes, Trematoda, Strigeidida, Schistosomatidae.